This is a messenger RNA of Melanotaenia boesemani (Boeseman's rainbowfish), 3233 nucleotides long. RefSeq names its product midline 1 (gene mid1). The coding region runs from base 385 to 2454 and encodes 689 amino acids. Gene Ontology annotation, molecular function: zinc ion binding; protein binding. The record is from RefSeq and is a predicted model, not a curated record. Lineage: Eukaryota; Metazoa; Chordata; Actinopteri; Atheriniformes; Melanotaeniidae. The transcript has 12 exons.
GGAGCUGGCUUUCCUGGAAUUGUCGGGCAACUUUUCCUGUUGUGCUUGCUACCUCUUGCUCAAUCUCUUGCUUAAUUACAACUCUGCUGCAGGAUUACUGGUGUAGUGAAGACUUGUGCCAUCUGGAUGCAUAUCUCUACAACAUGCUGAAAUUUAGGAUUGGUGCAUUUGCGUUAAACAUAUUUUUAUGAUUCAGAUCAGAAGUUUUCCUUCAACAAAAAUGUCUCAGCAGUGCAAAGUGGGGCGAAAUCCAUCGUACAGUGGGAUCGCUGAAAGUCUGAAGAUUUGAAUAGCACAGAAAGAACAAACCCAGGUCUUUUGCUCAGAGAUAGCUAAUCAGCUUCCCUGGAUUUCGUUGACGAUCCUACUUUGUUUUGCCUGAAGAUGGAAACACUGGAGUCGGAGCUGACCUGCCCAAUUUGUCUCGAGCUUUUUGAGGACCCGCUGCUCUUGCCCUGUGCUCAUAGUCUUUGUUUCAACUGUGCCCACCGAAUCCUCAUCGCCCAUUGCACCCCCAGUGAGUCUAUUCAGUCCAUCACCGCCUUCCAGUGCCCAACCUGCCGCUAUGUCAUCAACCUCAACCAGAGGGGCCUAGAGGGACUGAAACGCAACGUGACCCUGCAGAAUAUCAUCGACCGCUACCAGAAAGCCUCUCUGAGUGGACCUAACUCUCCUAACGAGACUCGCCGUGAGAGAGCUGUACCCGAAAGCAAAGCCAUGACAUCCUCCACUGACCGGGUGCAGUGUCAGUUCUGCGAGCAGGACCCUCCACAGGACGCUGUGAAGACCUGUGUCACCUGCGAGGUGUCAUACUGCGAGGAGUGUCUCAAGGCCACUCAUCCAAACAAGAAGCCUUUCACAGGCCACCGACUGAUUGAGCCCUUGCUGGAUUCCCAUCUGCGAGGGCUCAUGUGUCUGGAGCAUGAGGACGAGAAGGUCAACAUGUACUGUGUAACGGAUGAACAGUUGAUAUGUGCACUAUGCAAGCUUGUUGGCCGACAUCGUGACCACCAAGUAGCGGCCCUCAGUGACCGAUUUGACAAACUCAAGAAAUCUCCUGGCCGCUUUCUCUGUGUGGGGCGUGAUCAUUCACACCAGGAGGCAGACCAGCAAGUCUUGGAUUCCAACCUCAGUAAUCUAAUCAAGAGGACCAGUGAGCUGGAAAGCUUGAUGGGCAAACUUAUCCAAACCUGCCAACAUGUAGAGGUAAAUGCAUCGCGGCAAGAAAACAAGCUGCUGGAAGAGUGUGACCUGCUGAUUAACAUCAUACAGCAGCGGAGACAAAUCAUAGCGACCAAGAUAAAGGAGGGAAAGGCAGUGAGGCUGAGGAAGCUAGCACAACAGAUAGCCGGGUGCAAGCAGUGCAUCGAAAGGUCCUCUUCCCUUAUCAGUCAGGCUGACCAAACACUCAAGGAGACUGACCAUGCUCGCUUCCUUCAGACAGCUAAAAGCAUCUGUGAGAGAGUGUCCAUGGCAACAGCAUCUUCACAAAUCCUUUUACCAGAGAUUAACCUGAAUGACAGCUUUGAUACUUUUGCAUUGGACUUCACAAGGGAGAAGAAAAUGCUUGAAAGCUUAGAUUAUCUCACAGCGCCAAAUGCACCAGUAAUCCGCGAGGAACUAUGUACAGCCUCAUAUGACACGAUCACGGUUCACUGGACAUCAGAUGAUGAGUUCUCUGUUGUAUCAUAUGAACUUCAGUAUUCCAUCUUCACCAGCCAAUCUAAUGUUGUCAGCUUGUGUAACUCUGUUGAUAGUUGGAUGAUUGUCCCAAACAUCAAGCAAAAUCACUACACUGUGCAUGGACUUCAGUGUGGCACCAAGUACAUUUUCAUAGUGAAGGCCAUAAACCAGGCUGGAAACCGCAGCAGUGAACCAGGAAAACUCAAGACGAACAGUCAACCAUUCAAAUUGGAUCCAAAGUCUGCUCACCGUAAGCUGAGGGUGUCUCAUGACAACUUGACUGUCGAGAGGGAUGAGACAUCAUCCAAAAAGAGCCACAGUCAAGACCGCUUCUCCAGUCACAGCAGCUAUGGUGUCACAGGAAACGUCUACAUCGACAGCGGUCGCCAUUACUGGGAGGCUCUAAUAGGAGGCAGCACGUGGUUCGCUGUGGGAAUUGCUUACAAAUCAGCACCAAAACAUGAGUGGGUUGGCAAGAACUCAACCUCUUGGGUGCUGUCUCGCUGCAAUAAUUCAUGGGUGGUGCGGCACAACUGUAAGGAGAUUCCCAUCGAUCCUUCACCACACCUGCGGCGUCUUGGGGUGUUGUUGGACUACGAUUCUGGAUCUCUAUCCUUCUACGACGCUGUUGGCUCUCAGCACUUGUACACAUUUGACAUCGACUUUGCUCAGCCAGUCUGUCCUGUGUUCAACGUGUGGAACAGAUGUUUGACAAUCCUCAGUGGACUGCCCAUCCCUGAUCACUUAGAGGGGACAGACUGCAACCACUGAAGACAUUUGAUCAGAGUUAUUUUUCUCAUCCAAAUGGGGCCAACUCUUAAACUGUGAUGACCACAUUCCUAAUGAUGGUGGUUAAAAAACAAACAAACAAAAAAAAGACAGAAAACUGUAGACUGUAGCCGAAUACGAUGUGAUGGCCUUGGUAAACAUUUUUAAGCAAAACUGUCAAAAUUCAUUUGAAUUAUUUAAAAUGUUACUUUCAUGCACUUGUAAAUAUUUUCCUUGCUUUGCACAGUUAUGCUCAGUACUCUACUGGGUGGUUUUAGAGGUUUGCUUAUCAUUUUAAAUUCAAGGACAUGGGCUCCAGAGUAUUUUUUAAGUUUGUAUUGCACACUUUUCCACUCACAUUAAAGAGGAUGAUAAAUAUUUUAGUACAAGUAACAAAGAAGGGACUUUUAGCCAACUUGUUUCUGUAACAUUGAUUUAUCGACUGUUUUAAAUGUCUUGUUAAUGUUUUUUUCAAGUCAUAGCACUUUGAUUAAACAAAGGUGUCUUGAAAUGUAUUUCUAAGCUGCAUCUGCCAUGAUAACCUUGUUUACUUGUAUUCUAAAGAAAAGCCACAGAUUCGAUAAUAGUAGAGCAGUUUCACUCACAAAUUCUGAUUUGAAUCCAAUCAGUUCAAUAUUUUUUUAAGUAUUUAUUAUCUGUACAUGUUUUGCUACAGUUUGGGGAUUAUUCAUUAUCACGACAAUGGUUUCAAAGAUUCACCUUAUUUCUCAAAUUUAAGUUUCUCUGGCAAUAUCUAAUAAACAUAACUCCAUGUGAUGGUC